Messenger RNA from Lotus japonicus, 1522 nucleotides. RefSeq names its product protein WHAT'S THIS FACTOR 1 homolog, chloroplastic. Lineage: Eukaryota; Viridiplantae; Streptophyta; Magnoliopsida; Fabales; Fabaceae. The record is from RefSeq and is a predicted model, not a curated record. The transcript has a single exon. Bases 189 to 1370 code for a protein of 393 amino acids. Gene Ontology annotation, molecular function: RNA binding.
CCCACUAGUCCAUAAGUGACUCUUUCACUAUGUACCUGGACCGAGUCGACUAUCGAGCCGAGUCUUAAAACAUUGGUGAGACAGUGCCUCCAUCCAUUGGGCUCAACCCAUUUGAGUUUUGUGCCAAACCCCAACACUGUCAUCUUCUUCCCCAUGCUUCUCCAAUAGAUAGCUCACUCUGUCAAGCCAUGUUCUCCAAAACCAAAACCCAAGCUUUCUCCUCCUACCUGAAGAACAAUCUGAAGCUUCUCAACAUCGACACACGCUCUAUCUCCAGUCUCAAAGUAGUGUGGCGCAAAGACCAAGCACUAGACCGCGCCAUAGACAACGACAAGCGUUACAAGCAAUGUAUCCGCGUCGUGAAGGAGGUUCUCAACGAACCGGGUCAAGUCAUCCCUCUCCGCUACCUCGAGAAACGCCGUGAGAGGAUGCGGCUCAAGGUGAAAGUCGAAACGUUUCUGAAUCAAAACCCAUUUUUGUUUGAUGUAUAUUAUGAUAGAAUCAAACCCAAAACCGAACCGGUUCGGUUUCUCCGGGUCAGUGACCGGCUCCGCCAGUUUCUGGAGGAGGAGAAGCGGGUUUUUACGGUGAAUGAGCCGUUGAUUGUGUCUAAGUUGUGUAAAUUGUUGAUGAUGUCUAAGGAUAAGGUGGUUAGUGCUGAUAAAUUGCUUCAUGUGAAGAGGGAGUUUGGGUUUCCUAAUGAUUUUUUGGUUGAUUUGGUUCCGAGGUAUCCGGAGUAUUUUAGGUUAACUGGGUUGCCGGGGGAGGGAAAAUCGUUUUUGGAAUUGGUUACUUGGAACCCCGAGUUUGCGAAAUCGGUUAUUGAGCGAAGGGCGGAAGAGGAGAGUCGGUGUACCGGGAUUAGGGUUAGGCCGAAUUUCAAUGUGAAGCUUCCGCGAGGGUUUGUGUUGAAGAAAGAGAUGAGGGAGUGGGUUAGGGAUUGGUUGGAGCUUGAGUAUGUGUCCCCUUAUGAAGAUGUGUCCCAGUUGGAUCAGGCUUGUAGGGAGAUGGAGAAGUGGAGGAUUGGGGUGUUCCAUGAGCUGCUUUCACUUUCGUUGUAUAAGAGGGUUCCUGUGCCGAUUCUCGGGAAGUUUUGUGAUGAGUAUAGGUUUUCAAAUGCAUUUUCAAGUGCUUUUACAAGGCAUUCUGGGAUAUUCUAUAUGUCCUUGAAAGGUGGGAUCGAAACCGCUGUGUUGAGAGAAGCGUACGAUGGUGAUAAGUUGAUUGACCUGGAUCCUCUGCUCCAGAUAAAAGAUAAAUUUGUUGAGUUGAUGGAGGAGGGUUGGCGGCAAAGACAAGAGGAGUUGAGGCUGAAACAAGAGAAAAUUAAGAAAGACAUGGAACUUCUUGCCACGAAAGUUACUGAGUAAAAAUAUCAAACAGGCAUGCGGAUACGAAGCGCUUUCAAUUUGGACAAUUUUUAGGAGAAAAAAGCUUGAUCUUCGUCGCUGGCGAGCACAAAUGUACAAUUCUCCUUUCUUUAUAUGAUUGUUAUUCUUGAGGUGCGUGAAAUAUUUUACAA